AUGCUUUCCUUUCUUGCAAAAAAGGUUCCCCGAACAAGGACGGCGACCCAGAACCCUGUGGUAUUUGACGGCGGCCGGGCGUCGAUCGAGUUCAAGUCCCCAGCUGACCGGUACUUGGUCAUCAACCGCUGGCCUCCCAAUUCAAAUGAAGCAAACAGAAACAUCGCCCUACGUCCACCGCUUCAUUGGCAUCGUUACCAGACUGAAACCUUUCAUGUUCUCGAGGGCAAAGCUAAAUUUACCUGCGAUGGACAUGAAAUUAUUAAAUCUAAAGCAGAGACGAUGGUCAUAGCACCGAGGACAAUCCAUACAUUCUGCAACGCAAGCGAAGUUGAGGAACUGGUUAUUGAGUUUGUGCUCGAGCCUAAAUCGAAGGGAAGGGACGAGGCGUUCUUCCGUGCGUGGAAUGUUCAAUCUUAUCGGGACGAUUGUCGGAAAGCCGGUUGCUCUCGAAGUCUGCCCCAGCUAUUGCUGUUCAAUUGGCUAGGUGAUGUUGUCCCUGUGUUCCCAGGUCCAGCUUAUGUUAUGCGACCACUGGGUGUGUUCAUGAAUUUUGUCGGGGGUCUUUUGAUUGGGAAGUAUAUACUUGGCUACCGAGAGUCAUAUCCGGAGUAUUAUAAGCCUCAUCAAUAG
Molecule: messenger RNA, 633 nt
Organism: Penicillium macrosclerotiorum
Lineage: Eukaryota; Fungi; Ascomycota; Eurotiomycetes; Eurotiales; Aspergillaceae
Product: cupin domain-containing protein
Exons: 2
Coding region: 1-633 (210 amino acids)
Source: RefSeq, a predicted model, not a curated record